AUGGGUAGUUGGGAGAGAGUAUCACUGAGCGUGGUAGUGACUGUGUUGUUCCUCUUGACAACGUCGUUGGCGGAAAAGGAGAAACCAGGCAUUGCGGUGUACUGGGGGCAGAACCCUGGAGAUGGGAGCUUGCAGGAUACAUGUAACUCUGGCAACUAUAAGAUUGUCCUUAUGAGUUACCUCAAGGAAUUCGGUUGUAACAGAGACCCAUCAUUAGAUUUUGAUGGGCACUGUGGUGUGGGAAUCAAGCCUUGUAAGAGUCUACAUUCGGAAAUACAAGGGUGCCAGAAAAAAGGUGUGAAAGUGCUCCUUGCCCUCGGUGGACCGAGUCAAUCCUACUCCCUUUGCUCAUCCGACGAUGCAAAUGUGGUUGCCAAUUACCUCUACGAUAACUUCCUCAGUGGUCAAGGAGGCCCAUUUGGUAAGGUUACCUUGGAUGGCAUUCAUUUUGAUAUUCAAAUCGGUACAACCUCUUAUUGGGAUGACCUUGUGAAUGAACUCGACAACAUCAGAGAGGACAAGGACACUAAAUUUUCCUUGUCCGCAGCCCCUCACUGUUUUCUCCCAGACCUCUACCUUGACAAGGCCAUCAAAACUGGCAAAUUUGAUUACAUCCAUGUUAAAUUCUUCGGUAGAAAGACGUGUGAGUUUUCUGGUGAUGACGCUUCACAGGUUCUCAAGUCAUGGAAGGCUUGGGUCAACAAUGUUAAAGACUAUGAGGAUACCUCCUUAUUCAUGGAGCUACCGGCAGCAGCAGAUCAGGAAGGUUAUAUACCACCUCAACAUCUUAAGGAGGAUGUCAUUCCCUACAUAACCCAAGCUCCCUCCUUUGCAGGAAUUACUCUCUUCGACAGAGCACAUGAUGUUAUUUCUCGAUACAGCCAAAUGGUCAAGUCUUCUAUUAGUCCAUCAAAUGCUCGCAGAUCACCUUUUUUACAACCAAUUUAG
Messenger RNA from Sphenostylis stenocarpa, 948 nucleotides. NCBI's taxonomy places the organism in Eukaryota, Viridiplantae, Streptophyta, Magnoliopsida, Fabales, Fabaceae. The record is from the annotation of a GenBank genome assembly.